CACACACACACACACACACACGAUUUUACCACUUAACAGUAUUCGUUGAUUCUACACUGUUAAAAUAUUUAUAAGUCUUGUUUCGGUAUGAUACAUUUAACAAUUAUAUAGGAUUAUGCAAUAAAUCCUUGCACUGUGCUUUUGCAUGUCCGCGUAGAUCGAACGGGCUUGUUUUUCCCUACAUGUAUACCAGUCGACUUUCCAACAACAUGCACUGUAUCUGUUGAAUUUCGCAACCCCAGGGUUUUAACUCUAGGUCACAGGUGCUUGUGUCUAGGAUGGGUUAAUGAUAAUAUAUAUAUAUUAUGUAAACCUUUCACAAAUAUAUAUGCACUAAGUUUUAAGAACACAUUUUGUUUGAUACUGUUGCUGAAUAUUAGAAUUUAGUUUAAAUAUUCAGAACAGGAUUUUUUUUUUCUAGAUUCCAUACCCCUUGGGGCUAGUUAUACUUUUAACUAGUACUCAGGUGACCGAUAAGGCCUGUGGGCCUCCUGUGAAAUAAUCAGUACAUGUAUAUAUAAAAUAUCGCUUUAUUCCCUCAGUUAAAAAUUUAAAAGUAAUCAUUUGUCUCCGGUAGAACAAGUCACACACUUCCGUAUAUACAUAAUAUGGAAAUAAUCUAGAAAUUUUGUUAAACAUUAUUAGUUUUCCAUUUUAGAUGCUCUAAAUCUAAAAAAGAAGAAAACUAUUUUGUUUUACUUGAUGUGAUCCUCCUACUUUAUUUUGUCAUUAUAUACCUUAUUACGCCAGUGUUAUUUGAUGAACACAGUUUUUCUAAAAACUAAAAGUAUGACUGAAAUAAACAUUAAUUGCAAAAUUUUAAGAAGGUGAGGAGAAUUCGAUGUAUAUAUAUUUUUUUUACAUUUGAUUGUAUUUGUAAAAGAAAAAACAAAUGGACAUGCAUUGUAUUAAUGCUGCAAAUGAGGACAUUAACCGAUACAUUUACCCUGACAGAAUUUCAAGGACCUCUUGCUUGAAAAAAGGGUGACUGUAGCAAAUACAAACACGCACAUACACACACAGGCGCGCAUACACACGUGCACGCACACAUGCUUUCUAUUUUAUGUGCGGAACAAAUAUAUCAUAUCUCAACGCAUCCAAUAAAUAUGAGAAGAAACCACCCUUCUCUGCUGUAAUCUGCUCUCAAGCCUCAUUAGAGAUUGACACGGGCGUCUGUAACACAACCUCUGCGGUGUCAGUUAUAUAUAGGAAACAAAAUUAUAAACUCCUGAAGCAAUUGGAAUGACUCGUACUAUAUCGUGAUUCAUACUCACAUUGAUGAGGAAAUUACUAUCAUCAUAAUUGGUAAAAUAAUCGAAGGGAAAAACAUUAGAAAUGUAAAUAUUUCAAAUCACGUGACAAUACAAUAGAUCAGUGAAGCUAUAUAUCAUAAAUUUUAUAUUGCCCUUGUGUUUGUCACUGGCAAAUAACGCUUCAAAAACGAACAUCAUUGCUGGCCAUGGCCGACAGAUAAACACACCGUGUUCAGUAGGCGCUUGGAUAUAUCACCAGACUGAAGUUGUGCAUGUUAAGACAUUUUUUUGUUGAAAUCCAAUCAUUAAAUGAAACACAUGUUCUGAUAGUUAUAAUGUGCAUUGUUAACCGAUACCAGGACCGAUAACAAUUGCGCAAUACAAAGCGCAUUCAUACCUCUGAAAGGGUGCAGAUGCAUGCAUUAGGCAAUUAUAAUAACGUACAACUGCAGUUCUUUUCAUUCCGAAAACAAUAAUUAUGAAUAGAAAUGACCGAGUUCCUGUAGACGUUGAUUUAAAAUCUUAACACAGGAUUACAUUUAAAUUCCAAAAGCAAGGAAGACGACCAGCAAUAUGAUCUCUUAGCAAUUUACUGUAGCAGCGAAAUUGACAACGGUCAAUAUGUCUUUUUGGGGUGUUAUCUACAACUUGUUUGAAGGCGUUCGACGAUUAAGUUUCCGCUCCCCGGAUAAAAAUAAGGAAACGCACAAAAGAAGUAGAAGUAAACGAGUCCUAGGAGAGGAAGAGGAGGGGCGGAUCAAUACAUUGUCUGAUGAAGAUCUGAGAGCCAGGAGCAACGUCCUUAAACCGGCAGACAAACCAUCUAAAGCUUUGGAUGUAAAGUUCGUUGAUUAUCAAACAAAGCUGAACAGAAAGAAUCACCAUUCCAACGAGUUCGAAAAAGCUGGGAACAUCAUUCGUCGAGGACAGGAGUUCGUUCUAAAUGUUGACUUCGACAGAGAAAUUAAACCAGAUCAUGACGUCAUCAUUCUGCAGUUUACCUACGGUUUACGCCCCCAAGAAAGCAAGGGUUCCGUAAUUAGAAUACAACUCACCUUAAAACUGUCAUGCAAGACAUCUGACAUCACAGGAACAUGGUUUGCAGAAGUAAAGAAAAUUGAUGGGAAGAAUUUAGAAUGCAGCAUAAAGUCUGCUCCAGACAGCACCAUAGGAGUAUACCAGUUCUAUGUCGAGACAAAUCUUGUCGGCAACAAAGAGUCUAUGAAAAGACAUUUGGGCAAGGAAGCAUUCACCAUUCUCUUCAAUGCCUGGACAAAAGAUGAUACAGUGUAUAUGGAAAAGAAGGAAGAACGAGAAGAGUACGUGUUGAAUGAGACUGGCAGAAUCUGGACCCAAAGGGGUUACUUUGGUCGGCCUUGGAAUUUUGGACAGUUUGACGAACCUGUACUUGAUGUCGCCUUAAAGCUGUUAGAGGAUGGUGGUUUAUCAGACGUUGCCUGUACGUCACCAGUAGCAGUCAUUCGAUGUCUCUCAUCACUGUGCAAUUCCUGUGACAGUGAUGGGGUUUUGGAAGGGAGAUGGACAUCGGAAUACCCCGAGGACUGUACUAAGCCGUGGAAUUGGGCUGGGAGUGUAGCAAUCAUAAAAGAAUACCACUCCAACGGCAACAAGCCCGUCCGGUAUGGACAGUGCUGGGUGUUCUCCGGUCUGCUCACAACAAUGUGCCGCUGUCUUGGAAUACCGACACGUUCUGUGACCAAUUUUGACUCUGCACACGAUACUGACAGCAGCAUGACCAUUGACAGUCACUGGGACGAGGAUGGUGAACCCAUAGAGGACAUGAACGACUCCGUAUGGAACUUCCAUGUGUGGAACGAGUCCUGGAUUCGUCGUUUAGAUUUACCUGAAGGCUACGACGGGUGGCAAGCGCACGAUGCCACGCCCCAGGAAGCCAGCGAAGGGAUUAUGAGGUGUGGCCCUGCUCCACUGAAAGCUAUAAAAGAGGGACAUGUUUAUCUCAACUAUGAUAUCCCAUUCAUCUUUGGUGAAGUCAAUGGGGAUCGAGUACAGUGGGUUGUCAAGAAAGAUGGUACCAUGGAAGUCAGUCAGAUUGACCAUUCCGCUGUUGGACACGCCAUUAGUACAAAGAGGGUGGGGUCUAACUUCUUGGAAGACGUGACGCACCUAUAUAAAUACCAGGAUGGAAGUGAAGAGGAGAGAAAGGUGGCUAAAUUUGUCAGUAGAUACAGCACAAGAAGGAAACAUAAUAUUUACAAAUUGGACACACAGAAGGAGUUGGAUUUCACGAUUACGACACCAAAGGAAACUCUUAUUGGAGACGACAUGGAAAUAAAAGCUGCCAUAAAAAACAUGACGGACGAGUCACGUGCAAUAAGUCUGACUUUCACGCUAAUCAAUGUUUAUUACACUGGAGUGGCGGGGAAAAGAGUAAAAACACAGACUUUCAAGGAAAACAUUGGACCCAAGGAUGAGAAAGAAUUAACCAUACAGAUUAGUGGGAAAGAGUACCAUGCAAAUAUGAAUCCAGAGGGAAGAUUUCAGUUGUAUAUAUCUGGAAAGAAUUUGGAAACCGGUAGAAUGCAGUCAAAGGAUGAGUCCUUCAUGUUGAAGAAACCGGAACUUGUCAUACAGGUUCCAGAGACCAUAGAAGUGAAAAAGGAUACAGAGGCAACUAUUGUAUUUAAGAAUACUACGCAACUGGUUCUGACGCAAGCAGAAAUAGCAGUAGAGGGGGCUGGUCUGAUAGCUAGCAAAACAAUCGCUAUUAGCAACCCGGUAAAUCCUGGAGACGAGGUUAAAGAAACGGUCGUUCUCCACCCUCGCCCGCGUUCGUAUUGGGCGAGGGAGCUGAUAGCAAGCUUCACCUCCAAACAAAUUGUAGACAUCGAGACCAGCGCCCCCAUUAAAGUCAUCAAGCCGACAAAUGGGAAUGAUAGUGACGAUGAUUAGAAUGUAUACUGUAUAGUACUGCAACUAGAACAUGUUCUGAUUAAUAACUUUUGUUAGCCAUCAAAAGUUUAAAAAAGUCGUGUUUCAGUUGACUUACCAUAUGGAAAUGACUUAGAAUUCUUACGAUUGAUUCUGAAAUUGCACCCUUCCAAGUAAGUAGGGAAGACAUAUUUUUGUUGAUUAUACCUGUAGAUGUGUGUGUAGAAAAAGUAGGAAUCAUUAUAGCUUAUAAUAAAAUUAUAAUCGUGCUGCUCUUGAUGUUAACAUAUUUACUAUAACACUAUCAUCAAAAUAUGGUUGAACUAUCGACAACUUGGAACUAGAUGUGACAAAUAUUACCAUCUGUGACAUGCACAGUACGCACUGAAUUUACUCAGUUUCAAUUUAAAACAAAUAUAUUAAGUUUCCGUGGGCCACAUCUGGGAGUCAUGGAUUCGAAAUAGUGUUAUAUGGAAUAAUUUUCUAUCUUUUGAAAAAAAAAAAAUAUCCCCAACAUAUAUAUUAUGAAUAUUGAAGAUAAAUUUCCAAAUUUUUACACUCGUAAAAAUAGAAUGGAACUCUUAAGUAUAUACAUAGAAAUCAUUUAGUCAUUGUGUGACAUACGCUUCAAAAUGUUAGCAUACCACCUGCCUUAGCGCUUCAUGAAAAAGUGUGCUAGUGUAAAAUGUUAUUCAUACACUGUAUUUUCAAAAAUGAUAUUUAUUUAUUUUUUAUUACAUUUACAUUCAUUUCUACCGGAGUUCCCAGCCGUUAAAAUGGUCGUCGAUUCAUGCACACAUCACUCACAUUCAUGAGGAAAUGACUGUCAUUUCAAUUGGUAAAGAUAUCGAACGCAAACCUUUGGAAUUGUCAAUGUUUCUACUGAAGUUCAUUGCUUGUCAUUUGCAUCUAUGAAGACACAAUUUGUUUCAGUCUAGUUAGAUCCGGUAGUGCCGUCUGUCUGCUUUUGAAUAUAUACAAGUAUUUCGCAGCAUAGUUGAAACUUUUGUAAAAUAUGUUUUCUGGUUUAAUUUUUACCAUUUAUUUGAAUUUAAAAUAAUAAAUAACAUAUACAUAUA
Ostrea edulis (European flat oyster) is the source of this 5242-nucleotide messenger RNA. RefSeq names its product protein-glutamine gamma-glutamyltransferase K-like. Gene Ontology annotation, biological process: peptide cross-linking. The record is from RefSeq and is a predicted model, not a curated record. The transcript is spliced from 15 exons. Lineage: Eukaryota; Metazoa; Mollusca; Bivalvia; Ostreida; Ostreidae. Gene Ontology annotation, molecular function: protein-glutamine gamma-glutamyltransferase activity. The coding region runs from base 1875 to 4184 and encodes 769 amino acids.